Messenger RNA from Alosa alosa (allis shad), 831 nucleotides. Its product is annotated as olfactory receptor 14J1-like. Gene Ontology annotation, molecular function: olfactory receptor activity. Gene Ontology annotation, biological process: G protein-coupled receptor signaling pathway. Gene Ontology annotation, cellular component: membrane. NCBI's taxonomy places the organism in Eukaryota, Metazoa, Chordata, Actinopteri, Clupeiformes, Clupeidae. The record is from RefSeq and is a predicted model, not a curated record.
UUAUGUCUUACAAUAUAAAAUGUUACUUGGUAUAUUAUUGUAUGUGGAUGCUACAUGUGAAACAUGCCUGAAGUAAUGGGGAACUUAUCUACUUCUAAAUUCUUUAUUCUUUCUGGGCUGCAGGACUCAGGAGUUUACAAGCAUCAAUACUUCUUGUUGGUGUUUGUCCUUUACACCCUCAUUAUUACAGUCAACUUAACUUUGAUUUGUAUUGUGACAGUGGAUAAAAGUCUCCAUGAGCCCAUGUACAUUUUCAUCUGCAAUCUACCACUGCAGUACCACAGCAUUAUGUUCCCACGUGCUGUGUUAAAGUUGCUUGUAUUAGCCUGGGGUUAUUCUCAUUUGGCAACAGCAAUAGCUGUUAUCCUUACUUCUAGAAUACCCUUUUGUGGAUCACACAUCCAUAAACUAUUCUGUGACAAUGCUUCAAUGGUAAUGUUGGGGUGUUAUCGGGCAACAGCCAACCAUGUAUGGAGUAUGGUGGUUAUUUCAGUAUGUCUUAUACAGUUUGUUUUAAUUUCAAUUUCUUAUGCUCAUAUUGUCCAUGUUUGUAUAUCAUCUAGUGAGGGUAGAGCAAAGUUCAGUAAAACUUGUGUGCCUCAUAUUGUAGUUAUGGUCAUAUAUAUUGUGACUGCAUUGUUUUGUAUUUUACAGCUGGGAUGGUUCAGUAAAUCUUCCAAUUGGUGUAAUGUGUCGUUGGCUAUACAAUUUCUGAUUCUUCCCCCACUAUUAAACCCAUUAAUUUAUGGCCUCCAACUUCCAAAGAUUCGAAAAGUACUAUGUAGACAAAGUUGUAAACACAAAGUGUGUUGUCUUAGAAAUAAUGCAUGA